UUUCGAAAAAGUAGGAAACUCUGCCAUUGUGCAACGCGAAAACGGGAGUAAAUACAUUUUAUAACUGCAUUUAGUGGCAAAAAGCGGCGAAAAUAAUGACGGUAAACAAGCGCGACGCGAGUACAACGCGACCGCGGUGUUUCUUCGACAUUUCGCUGGGCGGAUUGGGCGUGGGGCGCAUUGUUUUUGAGCUCUACGGCGAUGUGGCGCCGAAAACGGUGGAGAACUUCCGGGCACUGUGCACGGGCGAAAAGGGACUGGGAUUGACCACCGGCAAGAAGCUCCACUACAAGGGGGUCAUUUUCCACCGGGUGGUCAAGGACUUCAUGGUCCAGGCGGGCGACUUUUCCGCAGGAAACGGAACCGGCGGCGAGUCGAUUUACGGCGGCACUUUCGAGGAUGAAUGCUUCGAAAAGAAGCACGAUCGCCCGUUCCUAUUGUCAAUGGCCAACCGGGGAAAGAACACCAAUGGCUCGCAGUUUUUUAUUACAACACAGCCUGCGCCACAUUUGGACAAUAUCCAUGUUGUAUUCGGUCAAGUUAUUUCCGGCCAGGAACUGGUGCGACAAUUGGAGGAUCUGCCCAUUGAUCGGAACUCCCGCCCGCUGCAGGAUGCCGCCAUCGCCAACUGUGGCGAACUCGUCAGACAGACAAAGGCCAAAAAAGAGAAGAAGCGCAAGAGGCGAUCCACGGCAACGGAUGAGUCAAACAGCGAGGAAAGUGAGGAGGAGGUGAAGGCCGAGCGCAAGGACAAAAAGAAGAAGCGCAACCGCAAGGAGACCAAGUCGAGCGAUAGCGAAGACAAUGACACAGCGCGUGGCAAUGGAAGGCACGAACAGAAUCCACCGGAAGAUGACGAGGAGCGCGAGGAGGGCGAACUCCAUCCGCUAGUCACAAUCACUAAGAUAGAUCCUAACGAGAUACCAGAGGUAUCGAACAAAUUCCUAAUGCGCGGUGAGAGAUCCAGGUCUCGGGAUCGCGAGGAUCGUGGCGGUCGAGAUCGCGAUCGAGGCAGAGAUCAGGACCGAGACCGCAAUCGCAACAACUUUGGUUGGUCCAAGAAACAGGCACCGCCAACAUCGCGUAGCGGACGCAAUGUCAAAGGUCGUGGAGUGUUUCGUUUUCGUACUCCGUCGCGCAGUCGAUCGCGAAGCACGACUCCUCCGCACUGGAAACACGCCCAGAAACGCACCAUCAAGCUGUCCGAUCUGGAGCGCCUCGAGGAGGAGAACAAGCUGCGCGAGGAGGAGGUGAAGCGGCGUGAACACGAGCGAAAGCGCCGCCACGAGGAGGCCUCCAAGAAUCCCAAGCAGUCGUUCUUCGAGCUCUCCCAUGCCAGCACCUAUGGCGGCAAGGUGACGCCGGAAAAGUCAUCUCCAGAACAUAAAUCAAAGCCCAAGGAGACAUCAGAACGCGGCAAGCCCAAGGAUAAGGAGAAGGAGAAGCCCAGCGAGAAGGAAAAGUCGAAGGAAGUGACUCCCUUCAAGCGUCGCAAGUCGAUGGAUAUGAACGCCUUGGAUUACGAGCAGCAAACAGAAUCCGAAGCAGAGUCAGAGGACGCGGAGCGGGAGCAGUUGAAGGGGAAACCAACGAGCAAGCAGGAUACCAAGGUGGAGCCAUCGACCAGCAAGGAUCGCAAUUCGAAGCGUGAGGAUCGAAAGCCUGAGGAGAAACCCAAGGCCAAGCGCAGCCGCUCCCGAAGUCCUCGCCGCCAGUCCCCUCCUCGUCGCCAGCAGCGAUCGCCCGCCAGGCGCCCUGGCCAGAAUCCCAACCAGAAUCAGAAUCAAAAUCAGAAUAACCGCGGCAAUCGCCGCAAUCCGUUUGCCGACAGAGAUCGACGCCGUCGUUCGCGCUCACAGGAAAAUCGCAAUCGAUUCCCCAUGUCGCCGGUCAGGGGAAGGAACUCUCCCAGCGGAGAUCGCCGCCGUCAGCAGCGUUCUCGUAGCCAGGGACGCAGGCAGGAUUCGCCCAGCCAAAGACGGCAGGAGUCGCAGAACAAGAAGCGACAGGACUCCCCGAUCCGCAAGCGCCGUGAUUCGCCAGAAAGAAAGCGGGAGGCUUCUCCGAACAAAAAACGAGACAAUUCUCCGGGAAGGAAGCCUGAGGAAUCCCCUCGCAGGGAUCGCAAGGAUUCGGCAAACAAAAAGCGAGAGGAAUCGCCGGGCAAAAAACGAGAGGACUCUGCCAACAGAAAGCCAAAGGAUUCCGACAGAAAGCGGGAGGACUCUCUUAGCAAAAGACAAGAUUCGCCGGGCAGAAAGCGGCAGGAGUCAGCGGACAAAAAGCGGCAGGACUCUCCAGUGAAAAAACAGGAUUCGCCUGGCAAAAAGCAACAGGAAUCCACAGACAAAAAGCAGCAGGAUUCCUCAGUCAAAAGACACGAUUCACCAGGACGGAGGCGCAAGGAUUCGCCUGACAGAAAGCGCAAGGAUUCCCCAGAUAGGAGGCGCAAGGAUUCGCCGGCCAGGAGACGCCAAGAUUCCUCCGGCAGAAGGCGACAGGAUUCGGCGGGCAGGAGGCGCCGCGAAUCCCCAGGAAACAGACGCAGCCGCGGUCGUCGGCACAGCUCCUCGCGCAGUCGCAGUGCCUCGAACAGUCGCUCCCGUCGCCGCCGCUCGCGCAGUCCGCUGCCGAAGCUCACAUCUGCACUGCCCAUGGACGAGGACCGCGAGAAGUCGGCCAGGGAGAAGAUGCAGAAGCGCGUGGAGGCCGCGCUGCUGAUGAAGGAGCACAUGCGCAAGGAGAUCGCCAAGGAGGAGGAGCGCCGCCUGGAGAAGCAGCGCCAGGACGACAUGGAGAAGGAGCGCACCACCCGCGAGCUCAACGAGCUGGAGCGCCUCAAGGCGGAGACCCUCCGGAAGCUGGAGGACGAGGAGGGAGCGGCUUCCGCUCCGGCGGAUGCCGACAAAGCAGCCGCCGCGGGUAGCGAGGCCAAACCAGAUGCCACCGCCAGUCGGAGCAAGCGCGAGUCCAGCGAGGAUCGACAUCGCGACAAGAAGCGCAAGCACAAGAAGUCCAAGAAGUCCUCGGCGCGCUCCGAGUCCGAGUAACCAAACAAACUAAUCGUAGACAGUAGUUGAACCACAAACAGCGGCAAACCAAGUUUUUGUUCCUCCAACUUCAGACUUUUACACGAAAUAGCAAUUGUAAAAAAACGCCCGACCCAAGUUUUUGUAUGAGUCCGUUCAAUAAAGGAAACUUCACUGUAAA
Messenger RNA from Drosophila ficusphila, 3210 nucleotides. RefSeq names its product peptidyl-prolyl cis-trans isomerase G (gene Moca-cyp). Gene Ontology annotation, biological process: protein peptidyl-prolyl isomerization; protein folding. The record is from RefSeq and is a predicted model, not a curated record. The coding region runs from base 96 to 3050 and encodes 984 amino acids. Lineage: Eukaryota; Metazoa; Arthropoda; Insecta; Diptera; Drosophilidae. The transcript is spliced from 8 exons. Gene Ontology annotation, cellular component: intracellular membrane-bounded organelle. Gene Ontology annotation, molecular function: peptidyl-prolyl cis-trans isomerase activity.